UCUGUGCUCAAUAUUAGACGUUACAUACAUCCUUCACAAAAAAAAAUAUUCCAAAGGGGUUCUUUGGCUGUCUGUUAAGGAGAACCCUUUGAAUUACACCUUUUGGGUUCCAUUACUAUUUUAAUAUCAGGUAGGAUCAUUAUGGUUCUGUAGGUAACCCAUUGGGAUGCCAUGUUAAACCAGUUUCAGAGAGGGUACCGUAAAUUGUUAUCCUAUGGGGCCAGCCGAAGAACACUUCUGCAACAAUCUUUUUCGAAGAGUGUAUUCACUAUUCAGUGCGUUUCUUGUUGUAUUGUCUGGGAAGCCGAUGCUUUUGCCGCAAUGGUCGUUAACCUCUGAACGACCCCGGUCUGAGCCCACGCCUCUAAAACCUUGGCAGGCAGUGCCAGACCUCAGCCAGAGGAUGGCGCGAGACGACAAUCCAAAACUUACAACCCGGACCCACUAGCGCCCUGCCUAGGCGCACUCCCAUGCGCGCGCCUCUAACAUCCCACCCAGAUUUCCUACUUGUGCACGAGUUUACCUCUGGAGGUCAUCAAACAGGAUUUACGACUGGCCAACAAAAGCACGUGAUUCUCAGCCGUAGGCCUACCCCAUAUUUGGGUGCCUACGUAAGAGAGAAUCAAGUACAUGUUCUACUCAUUUCCAUAAUUCAUCAUAAAUUGCAUGUGCAAGGGUGCUAUAGAACACGCAAAACCAUCAAGAUCCACAAAUCAAGCACACACGUUAUUAUUUUCUCCAAAAUAAAAACAACAAAUACCCGCUAAACAACAAUACUGGAAUUGUCAACCAAUGAGCUCCUAUUUUGUAAACUCAUUCUGCGGUCGCUAUCCCAAUGGCGCGGACUUCCAGUUACAUAAUUAUGGAGACCACAGCUCCGCAAACGAGCAAUACAGGGACUCAACAACCAUGCAUUCCAGCAGGUACGGUUAUGGCUACAACGGGAUGGACCUCACUGUUGGUCGCGGUAACGGACACUUUGUGGCCAGCGAGCGCGCACAGGGCUACUCCCCGAACCAGUCGGUGACUGCAACAACAUCCUCUGUGGAGCCGUCCAGGUACACCCAACCCGCGAACGCCACUGGGACGGCGUCCCUUUCGCCUCCACCUGACCCGCUCCCGUGCUCCUCGUCUGUUGCAAGCUCGUCUCCGAUCAGCGAGCCUCAACCUCAACACCGAAACAUAAAGAACUCCAUAACAAGCCCCUGCACAACCCCAAGCUCGAGUUCGAACGGAGGCACGCUGUUAAACCGGGAGUAUGUAUCAAAAGCCUCCCCCCUCCUCGAGGAAGAGAAGCCCGCGGGAAGCGGUCAGACAACUUCCCAAAAUGUCACGGACGGUGCCCAGCCUCAUAUCUACCCCUGGAUGAGAAAACUGCACAUAAGUCAUGACAGUCUGACCGGACCAGAGGGGAAGAGGGCGAGGACAGCCUACACGCGCUACCAGACCCUGGAGCUGGAGAAAGAGUUCCACUUCAACCGAUACCUGACCCGAAGACGGAGGAUCGAGAUAGCGCACGCGCUCUGCCUAUCAGAACGCCAGAUCAAAAUCUGGUUCCAGAACCGCAGGAUGAAGUGGAAAAAGGACAAUAAGCUGAAAAGCAUGAGUAUGGCAGCGGCCGGGGGUAUAGGGUACCACCACCCCUGAUGUAUUGGGUUCCCGAUGAGCACUAAUAAAAGAAUACAAAGUUUGGGAGAACUUCCCGUCAAGUCAAAAGCGCGAAAAACUUUCCUAGGAUGUCUUGGGACUCAACAUCCAGGUGUCCAAGCUCUGGCCUUGUCAAAAGAACAUUUUCUCUUUGUUUUUAUUUGGACGUGAUAAUGCUUGUGUCAGUAAAAAAAAAAUAAACUUACGUUCUGUACAGUUUUGUCUUAGAGAAAAAACAAUGGGAAAUUCAUGUUUGUUUAACUUAAGGCUAUUUCUUUUUCAAAAUAGAAUAAGAUGGGCGUUAUAGCAAAUAAGUUAAUUAACUACCUAAUAAAAGUUGUGUAGCCUAUUGCACUCAUAAAACAUUAGCCUAUAGAAACUCGACUAAUGAAUGAGUUGAUAAGAAAUUGUGUUGCUUUUGUGUAUAACUAUUGUUUUAAUAUGUAAUGUAUGUAUUUAUUUAUUUGUUUAAUGUAUUGUAUCAAAUGCAGAUUACAUGUUCGUUAUUGUAGAGAGACUUAAGUGAUUGUUGUGCGUAAACACGUGACGGAACCGCUGUUCUGACCCAGUGUAUGUAGCUGCGCCUUUAUAACCUUUUGCACGAGCUGCUGUAAAGUUGACCUGGUGCAGCUUACAAUGUGUUUCUGUCUUCUAAAAUUACCUCCCCCCCCACACACACUUUCUAUUUUGGAUGUAAAGGGGUUCCAUAUGGAUCCCAUCUUAAGUGUAUAGCUCCAUCGUGAUAGGCUUUUUGUAAAUGUUUUUAAAGAAUGACUGGAAGUUGAAAAUAAUAUUAUAGGCUAAGGGUGAUGCUGAUUAAAUUAAACUUUCUACUGGAACGACA
Messenger RNA from Esox lucius (northern pike), 2491 nucleotides. It is a transcript of the gene hoxa5a, whose product is annotated as homeobox A5a. NCBI's taxonomy places the organism in Eukaryota, Metazoa, Chordata, Actinopteri, Esociformes, Esocidae. Gene Ontology annotation, molecular function: DNA-binding transcription factor activity, RNA polymerase II-specific; RNA polymerase II cis-regulatory region sequence-specific DNA binding. The record is from RefSeq and is a predicted model, not a curated record. Bases 793 to 1647 code for a protein of 284 amino acids. Gene Ontology annotation, biological process: anterior/posterior pattern specification; regulation of transcription by RNA polymerase II. The transcript has 2 exons. Gene Ontology annotation, cellular component: nucleus.